UUUUCGUCUGGACGAACAGUGAGCUUGGGCAAGUGAAAGGCAGUUGUUUAGUGCAAAAUAAUCGAGUAAAUAAUAGCUAUAAGUUUGAAUUGUCGUUAUCUUGAACCCUUACAACCUAACUACAAGGAUUGCGAAGUGAAAAAAUGUAGCAGAAGUUUAUUAUAUGUGGAAAAAAUAGAUUUUUCUACUUUUGACAUAAAGCUCAGUUUAGCGAAGCAGCGGCAUAAAUUCACCAAUUUCACCACACUAACACUUAAAUACUUUUGGCGGCCUGUUUGAUGUGUAUAUUUUAGGUUUUAACACGUGAACACCAUGGCAUCAUUGUAUGCACAAAGUAGUGCAUCACCCCAAUCGCAACAGGUGAUUGACUCUGUGCAAAUGAAUCAUUUUCGGAGUUUUGUCAACAUGCUUGGUGAUCCUUCGGCAAAAGAUGAAAUUAAACUAAAAGCAGCCCAAGAAUUGAGCGAACACUUCGAAUUAAUUACACAAUGCAACGCCUAUCCGAAUUUUUUGGAACACUCAAUGCGAAUAUUUCUGAAAAUAUUACAAGAGGGCGAUGCUCAUUUUAUUUCUGAGCUGAACUUACAACAAGUGCGCAAACUAAUACUAGAAAUGAUUCAUCGAUUACCGACAUCGGAGCUUAUUCGUCCUUAUGUUAAACCGAUUGUCAUACUCGCGAUAAAAUUAUUGCAAUGUGACAACGAAGAGAAUGUACUGGUGUGUUUGCGAAUAAUAAUCGAUGUGCACAAGCAAUACCGGCCCUCAUUUCACCCGGAAAUACAAGACUUUCUGUCAUAUGUCAAAACCCUUUACUCUGAUUUGCCUAAACAUCUCACUACGAUGUUUGAGCCGAAGCAGCCGAUUAGGGUAAAGGACCUUAAAGAUGUCAAUUUUGAGGCAUUAUUGCCAGAUACCUUCACAAUUACACCGAUUCAAGUAGAAAAAAAGACAGCAGAUGGAAAGCUCUCAACUGCGACGUAUAAUUUGAUUCCUAAAGGAGUCAAUUCACUUAAAGUAUUACAGGAGCUUCCAAUCAUUGUAGUAUUGAUGUAUCAAAUUUACAAAACAAAUGUUCAUCAAGAAGUGGUUGACUUUGUUCCUCUAAUAAUGAGUACAAUAACACUACAACCAUCAACUGUGCAUAAGCACUCGCCAGGAUUCAAUAAAGAGAUUUAUGUCGACUUCAUGGGUGCUCAAAUUAAAACGUUGGCAUUUUCGGCAUACAUAAUCCGAUUGUUCCAAGAUGUUAUUUUAACACAUGCUCCAGCAAUGGUGAAAGGAAUGCUCAACUUAUUGGAAAACUGCCCCAAGGAAGUGGCUCACCUGAGAAAAGAGCUAUUAGUUGCAACAAGGCAUAUUCUGGCCACCGAGCUCAGAAAUCAUUUCGUUUCAUCGAUUGACAAACUAUUUGAUGAGGAUGUAUUACUUGGAAAAGGUUGGACUACUCAUGAAUCAUUGCGGCCGCUUGCAUAUUCCACUUUGGCCGAUUUGGUUCAUCACGUUCGUCAACAUUUGCCUCUUUCUGCGCUCUGUAAAGCUGUCUAUUUGUUUGCGAAAAAUGUUCAUGACGAAUCCUUGCCAACCAGUAUUCAAACUAUGUCAUGCAAGUUGUUGCUAAAUUUGGUGGAAUGCAUACGAAUUAAAACCGAAACGGAACCUGUCGUUGGUCGAGAACUUCUAAUCACAAUGUUGAAAGUGUUUACACAGAAGUUUCAUACUAUUUCUAAAUUGCAACUUCCACAGAUAAUGCAAAAAUGGAAAAACCUUAAACCGGAAAAUACAACUACAUCUGCGGCACAGAGUAAUACGGCACCAGGCACAACACCACAACAUUCAUCUCAAACGCAGCCUGAGAAAGAUAACAUAGCAAAAGAUUUCUUGGCUAUCGAUCUGUCUGAUAAUUCGUUCAAACUUACUAGCAUUGGGUUUUCACAGCCAAACAAUUUGAACGUGACGGAAUAUCGAAGCUUAGUGAAAACACUGGUUUGCGGUGUCAAGACAAUCACUUGGGGUUGUCCGGCUGCAAAAAUGAAUUCAAACGAUCACAAUGUUCCAGCAUCAAAACUUUUUAACCCGAAUGAAAUACUUAUUUUCAUCGAUUUGUUUCAUUGGGCUCUAGAAGCUUUAGAUGUUUACACAAUCAAUGUUCCGACAGUUGGUGUGUCACAAACACCCCCACAGCAUAAACAAACUCUCCAAAUGCCACGUUCAAAGGAAGAGAAAGAAGUACUCGAGCACUUUAGUGGCGUCUUUCUCACAAUGGAUUCGCAGAAUUUCCAGGAAAUAUUCGCGUCCACAAUAGAUUUCAUGGUUGAUAGAUUAUAUAAGAACUCAGCUCUACAGGUUAUUGCUAAUUCAUUUUUGGCGAAUCCAAAAACGUCACCUUUAUUUGCCACAGUGCUUGUCGAAUAUCUGCUCGAGCGGAUGGAAGAAAUGGGAUCUAAUGUUGAACGGUCAAAUCUGUACUUACGUCUUUUCAAACUUGUGUUUGGUAGUGUCAGUCUAUUCGCAGCAGAAAAUGAGCACAUGCUACGGCCACAUUUGCAUAAUAUUGUUAAUAGGUCGAUGGAACUUGCCAUGACAGCCAAGGAACCUUACAACUAUUUCCUCCUACUCAGAGCACUGUUCCGUUCAAUUGGUGGUGGUUCACACGACUUGUUAUAUCAGGAAUUUCUGCCAUUAUUACCCAAUUUAUUGGAGGGUCUGAAUAGGCUGCAAAGUGGUUUCCAUAAACAACAUAUGAAGGACCUUUUCGUAGAACUUUGUCUCACGGUGCCUGUAAGAUUGUCGUCAUUAUUGCCAUAUUUACCAAUGUUGAUGGACCCAUUAGUGUCUGCUUUGAACGGAUCGCAUACGUUAGUAAGCCAGGGCCUUCGGACUUUGGAAUUGUGUGUGGAUAAUCUUCAGCCGGAUUUCCUAUAUGACCAUAUCCAACCUGUACGAGCCGAUCUCAUGCAGGCCUUGUGGAGAACAUUACGAAAUCAGGACAGUGCUGCAGUUGUUGCGUUUAGGGUUCUUGGUAAAUUUGGAGGAGGCAACCGGAAAAUGAUGAUUGAACCCCAACAGCUAAUGUAUCAAGAAAAUGAUAUGGCUCAACCUGCGGUCGUUGCUUACUUCCAGGAGCAUCGCAAGCCGAUUGAUUUUCCAGUUGAUAACGUAAUCGAAACUGCUUUCAAUGCACUGAAAACCAGUACAACUGAUCCAUUCUAUUGGCGUCAAAGCUGGGAAGUUAUUCGAUGCUAUCUCGCUGCAUCUAUAUGUCUUGACGACGAUAAACACACGCUGCAAAAACUUUUCAUGCAUCCCAGUUUCACUGAAAAUAAUAUAGUGACCGCAGGAACACAUUACAUCCUGCAAGACAAACGAGCAAGACUGACACAUCAAACCGCUUUGACUGGAAUGUUUGUUGCGGCAGCUACGAAGGAAUUACGAGGAUCGGUCUUGCCAACAAUGGUAGCAGUUGUGAGACACUACACAAUGGUUGCCAUUGCACAGCAAGCAGGCCCAUUUCCACAUAAGCAUUAUCAGAUGAACAACGGACUUGAUCCGUUAGUUUUAAUCGAUGCAUUGGCUGCAAUUAUGGGUCACGAAGAAAAAGAACUGUGCAAACCGGGGAAUUUGGCCAUGGUUUUGAUCCUGGAAACGGCAACAAAUAUAAUGGGAUCCAAGGAGCGUGCUUGCAGGCUGCCUAUGAUGCAAUACUUGGCGGAGAAAAUGGCAGCUUUGUGUUACGAACGACCAUGGUACUCGAAAAUGGGUGGCUGUAUAGCUCUGAAGUUUCUUUAUCAAAAUAUGGCUAUGCGCUGGUUGUAUCAUCAUCUAUUCAUUUUUCUGAAAGCGUUCAUGUUCAUAAUAAUGGAUCUAACCGGUGAAGUGUCCAGUGGGGCUAUUGAUAUGGCUCAAAAUUACUUGGAGAAAAUGUUAAAGAUUUGCAUGACACCGCUUGAUAGAGAUUGUAAGAACGAAGAAUUAAUUUCAACGCAGAAGAAAGCAAUGUACGAUGUUAUCCACGAACUCGUGAGACAAGUUACAAGUCCCCACACUCUUGUUAGAGAGACGGCAAUGUCAUCACUUCGACUGAUCGCAGAACUUCAAGAGAAAACAGUUACCGAUGUUAUGAAUCCUCAUAGGGAAGUACUUGUUGACAUGAUUCCUCCUAAAAAACAUUUAUUACGACAUCAACCCGCAAGCGCCCAAAUUGGUCUCAUGGACGGGAACACCUUCUGUACUACCUUGGAACCUCGUUUAUUCACUAUCGAUCUCAAUAUUUUAACCCAUAAAGUAUUCUAUCACGAAGUACUUACACUAUCCGAUGCAGAAGAUACAACUCUCAAUAAAUUGGAUUGUUAUAAGACGGUCACAAACUUGAUCCCUUUGCGAAAGAGUGCAUUGCGCGCUUUGGCUGCCUGUCAUUAUAUUCCGAAUGGUUGCAGGGAGAAAAUAUUUUCAAUCCUGUUCAAAGCUCUGGAAAAAAAUAAUGUUGAACUACAAGAAACCGCAUUCGAAUGCAUGCAAAAUUUUCUACAAGGAUGCACGGUUGAUAAAGAAGCAAUUCAUGCAGGUAUUCGGCCGCUAUUGAUGCAACUAGGUGAUCACCGCAACUUGACGUCAAAUGGGGCGAAACGACUCUCCUAUCUCACACAGCUGUUCCCUUCGAUGUUCAACGAAAAAUUGUGCGAUUCCCUACUACAAAUCGUGAAAAAAUUGCUGGAGACCUCAAUUACGACCAACAAAGGCUCUAAUUUCCUGUCCGCUGCGAGAACGGGCGAAACCGAACAGAAGAUUGUUACUAUAAUUGGAAUCUUCCAUCAGAUUCCAGCAGCGUCGGCUAAAUUCAUAGACAGUUUGUGUAAAUUGAUUCUUCAAACUGAAAAAAGUUUAAUGAUUGAGCCAUGUUCACCGUAUCGUACACCUUUGGUGAAAUUUUUACUCAAGUUCCCAAAAGAGACUAUCGAGUUGUUGCUGAGUGAUGUUAACAUAAAAGAUUCCCAAUGGAACAGAUUCUUGAUAUACUUGUUGAGGCAUAAAGACGGUGUAUCUUUCCGAAAUGCAGUUCAGGACAAAGGAGCAAGACUUGUUCAGCUGAUUUUGAUCAAUUCUGAAGGAAGUAUUGCGGUUGCACAAGGAAAAUCGUAUGAGGACCGUUAUGAAGCCCAACGACAAGCCAUUUCGAUCAUCCAUACGCUGAUUGAAUUCGAUAGUCCAUGGAUUUCUACUCAAGCUGAUAUUGUGGCGGCGCUGAAAACUAUUUGGAAGACUGAUUUAUACAAGACUUGUCAACUGUCGGUUGUUUGUGACAUGUGGCAUCUGGUGGCUAAAAUUUUGAUAGAAUAUUUCUCUCAUAACACCAAUGAGAUCCCUUUGCUGUUUCAACUGUUACGUGCUCAGUGUUUGCGAUUUAUACCCGAUUUUCAAUUUUUCCGUGACUUUUUACAAAACACUGUUUGUCAGAGUUAUACGGUAGACUGGAAGCGUAAGGCAUUUUUCCACUUCGUAGAGUGUUUUGCAGACCAAGAAGUGUCCCAAGAUUUGAAGGCCAAAAUUCUAACAAUGAUAAUAAUACCGAGUUUUGCAGUUAGUUUCGAAAAGGGUGAAGGUAAUCGAUUGGUAGGAGCACCACCCGCGCCGUAUCAAGAGGAUGAUAAUAAUGUGGUGUCAGUGUUUAUAAACAAAGUAAUCGAUCCCGAAAAACCAUUCGCCAACGAAGAUGCUGUGAGGAUAGCUUUGUUGCAGUUUGCCUGUUUACUUGUGGAAAGAGCUUCACCCCAUAUUCAUGAUGGCGAUGCGAAUAAUAAGCGAGAGGGCAAUAAACUAAGACGUCUUAUGACCUUCGCUUGGCCUUGUUUGCUGCCGAAAAAUUGUGUUGAUCCAGCAGCUCGAUACCAUGGGCAUUUGCUACUCAGCCAUAUUAUCGCUAGAUUGGCAAUACACAAGAGAAUAGUUUUGCAAGUAUUUCACUCACUCCUAAAGGCUCAUGCCGUUGAAGCAAGAACAGUGGUGAAACAGGCAUUAGAGGUUUUGACACCAGCAAUGCCGCUGCGAAUGGAAGAUGGAAAUACAAUGCUGACACACUGGACGAAAAAAAUUAUUGUCGAAGAAGGACAUUCAAUGCAACAACUUUUCCACAUUUUGCAGCUACUUGUAAGACAUUUCAAAGUUUACUAUCCUGUACGCCAUCAUUUAGUACAGCAAAUCACAAACUCAAUGCACCGUCUUGGGUUCACCGUGAACGCUACUAUCGAUUAUCGCAAGUUGUCGGUGGAACUUGCUGAAGUGAUUAUUAAAUGGGAACUCCAACGUAUAAAAGAGGAAUCGGAAGGCGGCAUCAUUGAAGACGAUGAAAGCAAAGUACAUAGUGAAGCCAAGCAACAGCCAAGUGGUGCUGUAAAGCGUACAAUACAAGAGGAGGAAGCUAGGAAAAAAAUGGCAACAGGCGAUGCUAAUCCGCAGCCGUCAUCAAGUACCUCUGCAUCAACUGCAACUCCUGGCACGACCAGUGUGAGCAUAGAAGGCUCCAGCAGACCAAUAGAUCGAACUCAUUGUGAUGCUGUGUUAAAUUUCUUAUUUAGGAUGGCGUGUCAGCUCAAUGAUAUUUCUUCUACACCAGGAACAAUGUCACCAGGAGAAGGUCUUUCUAGGCGAUGUGUCACUCUCAUAAAAUUGGCGAUUAAACCUGAUGUUUGGCAACAACCGUCCGAUUUAAAACUAACAUGGCUUGAUAAAGUUUUCACAAGUAUUGAGGGACAACAACCAAAUAUUGGAAAUAUCUGCACUGCGCUGGAGCUUUUAACAUUUUUAUUAACAGUGUUGAAGAAAGAUCAAAUACUUGCCACGUUUCGUCCUCUACAGAGAGGUCUCUCAGCGUGUGUGACCUGCCCAAAUACAAGGGUUAUAAAGCUUAUGCAUGGUCUUUUGACACGACUCAUGGCCAUUUUUCCUACCGAUACACACCAUAAGCAUGAAGAAUUAGAGACACUUUAUGCUACUAUAAGUAAAAUGAUUUUCGAAGGCCUUGCGACGUACGAAAAGAAUCCGCAAGCAAAUCCAUCAACAUUGUUCGGUACGCUCAUGACACUCAAAGCGGCAUGUACCAAUAAUCAAAGUUACAUUGAUCGCCUGAUUAUCCCAUUUAUGCGACUGCUUAAUCGAUUGACCAAGGAACAUUUGGGAGGAGUUGGCAAUAAUCAGAACGGAAGCAACGAAGCUACAAACAAUGCUGGGUCAAUAGCGCUCGAGUUAUUAGUUGUUUCACUGGAUCUCGUGAAAAACCGGGUAGUUGUGAUGAGUGUUGAAAUGCGAAAAAUGUUCAUCGGAGGGAUACUGGUUGGAUUAAUCGAGAAAAGUAACGAUGUAAAAGUUAUCAAAGCGAUUGUUAAGAUGAUUGAGGAAUGGAUGAAAAACAAAAACACUCCAGUCACGGUAUCGCAGGCACCAACGCUACGCGAAAAAUCUAUUCUAUUAGUUAAAUUAAUGCAGUAUGUUGAAAAACGUUUCGCGGAUGAUCAAGAACUGAACGGUCAAUUUUUGGAACUAGUAAACUAUAUUUAUAGAGAUGAACAACUAAAGGUGACCGAAUUAACAUCCAAAUUGGAGGCCGCAUUUUUAGCUGGCCUACGUUGCAAUCAGCCUAAAAUUCGUGCCAAAUUUUUCGAAGUUUUUGAUGGUUCGAUGAGACGGCGCUUGCACGAUCGCCUACUCUAUAUAAUCUGCUCGCACGCUUGGGAUUCAAUUGGACAACAAUACUGGAUAAAGCAAUGCAUAGAACUGCUCAUUUUAACUGCAAAUACGACUACCCAGAUUCAGAAUAGUAACGAGAAUCAUCUACUACCAAAUAUCUCAUCGGUAAUUAAUCUGGCUGAAUCGGAUGAAAAGAAGAAUUUUGUGAUCUACACUUCACUGCAAAACGACCCUACGGAAACAUUCGACCCCAUCGAAGACAAAGAAGAUGCAUUUGAUAUGGAUAUGAGUGUCGAUUCCAACAUUUCUAGACAUGAAGAAAGUGAGCGCCCGGUAGCAAAUCGACAAGCUGCACUGAUCAAACUUAUCAGUCGUCAAGCCGAAUUUCUCGAAGCAAAUCGAAAAAUCCGAACAGAGCAAUUGUUGGUUGCAACAGCACAACUUUGUCACAUGGAUACUCAGCUGGCUGAGAAGGUGUGGCUUGAUAUUUUCCCUAGGCUGUGGUCGAUUCUUGAUCAGGGACAGCAGCAAUCAUUAGAUCGAGAAAUUGUACCGUUUCUGUCAUCCGGGACGCACAUCAACCAGAAAGAUUGUCAUCCUAGUGCGCUGCACACGUUCGUCGAAGCUUUAUCGCAUUGCAGUCCCUCCGUUUACAUUCCACCGAAUUUGAUGGCAUACUUAGGAAAAGCACAUAAUCUGUGGCACCGUAUGACGCUAAUGUUGGAAGAAAUGGCCUUAGAUUGGCCUCAUCGUAAAGAAAGUCUGUCCGAAUAUGUGGAGUUGAAUGAGGAAAGCGUUCGCGAUGGAUCUUACGCUAUGGAUCCUCUCUCGCAAAUGUAUUCAUCACUCCAUGAAGAAGAUCUAUGGGCUGGGCUAUGGCAAAAAUAUGCCAAAUACCCUGAAACAAAUCUAGCUAUCGCGCACGAACAAAUGGGAUUCUUCGAAGAAGCGCAAAGUAUUUACGACUCAGCCAUGACCAGGUUCAAACAAGAUCUAAACAGUGGGGCAACUCCGACAGAUAUGAACACCGAAAUUUCACUCUGGGAAAAUCAUUGGAUUCGUUGCGCAAAAGAGUUAAACCAGUGGGAUAUCCUUAUGGAUUAUGGCCAGUUGAGUAAAGAUAAAAACUCUUUCCUAAUUAUGGAUAGCGCGUGGAGAGUACCAGAUUGGACGCUGAUGAAACAGGCGCUUUUGAAGGUGGAGCAGUCUUGCCCCAAACAAGUUGGGUAUAAAGUUAAUUUAUAUCGAGGAUAUUUGACGAUUUUAAACCAAGAUGAACAACAUCCUUCCACUGUUGAGCGUUAUGUUGAAAUGGCUUCGGCCUAUUGUAUGCGUGAGUGGCGUCGAUUGCCGCCAAUUGUCUCUCAUAUUCAUCUACCAAUACUGCAAGCCUCCCAACAAAUUAUGGAACUGCAGGAAGCUAGCCAAAUCCAUCAAGGCCUUCUACAAAACCGAAGUUCAUCGUUGCACGACAUGAAAGCCAUCGUCAAAACAUGGCGUAAUCGCUUGCCUGUAAUUGCGGAUGAUUUAUCUCAUUGGAGUGAUAUUUUCACAUGGCGGCAGCAUCAUUAUCAGAUAAUUACCUCACAUCUCGAACAACAGGGAGACAAUAAUGCACCUUGUAUGUUGGGAGCACAUGCUUCAGCGCAGACGAUCAUCCACUUCGGGAAAAUCGCCCGUAAACAGAAUUUAACUGGUGUUUGUCAAGAUUCCCUAUAUAGGAUUUACACGAUUCCAUCAGUGCCAGUGGUAGACUGUUUCCAGAAAAUUCGUCAGCAAGUAAAAUGUUGUUUACAAAUGGCUUCCGUGAAUAGUCGUGCGGAAUUGUCAGAGGCGCUGGAGGUGAUCGAACCAACAAAUUUGGAUUAUUUCUCGAAAGAAAUGACUGCUGAAUUCUAUGCACUAAAAGGACUGUUGUUGGCUCAAACUGGUCGUUCUGAAGAGGCUAACAAAGCUUUUAGUGCUGCUACUCAGCUUCACGAUACAUUAAUUAAAGCAUGGGCAUUAUGGGGUGACUAUCUUGAACACAUUUUCACCAGAGAUCCACGUCAAAUCAGUCUCGGUGUGUCGGCAAUGACAUGCUUCCUCCAUGCUUGCCGUAAUCAAAACGAAAGCAAAUCUCGGAAAUAUUUAGCCAAAGUGCUUUGGUUGCUAUCAUAUGACGAGGAUAAAUCACUUCUUGAUGCAUUGGACAAGUAUGCCGUUGGUGUUCCACCAUUGCAAUGGGUCCCAUGGAUCCCCCAACUGCUCUGUUGUCUUGUACAAUAUGAGGGAACCGUAAUACUCAAUUUAUUGAGCCAAGUCGGUAGAAUGUUUCCACAGGCCGUGUAUUUCCCGAUUCGAACGCUCUACCUAACACUUAAAAUUGAACAAAGAGAACGAUACAAAAGUGUUGAGCAAGCAUCAGCCGCUGCACAAAAGAUAGCAAUUAUCAAAACAGAAGCAGGCAAUACUGCAGGCGGUCAAGUAACUAUUUCGACCCAACCCGGUGGAUCCGGUAGUCAGCAACAACUGCAAACGAGUGGUGUUGCCGGUCAAUCCGGACAGGAAAACAAUCAAAACGCUGCCGGUGGCUCCUUGCAAACCGCUACGACGCCUAUUCGAGCGACGCCUCCUAUGUGGAGAUGUUCAAAAAUUAUGCAUCUACAGCGGGAUAUACAUCCGACCGUUUUAAGCUCACUAGAAGGUAUAGUCGACCAGAUGGUUUGGUUCCGUGAGAACUGGUACGAAGAAGUUUUGAGACAACUUCGCCAGGGCCUGACUAAAUGCUAUGCCAUUGCAUUCGAGAAUCGCUGUGCAGUCAACGAAGCAACGAUCACGCAGCACACGCUUAAUUUCGUCAAGAAAUUAGUGUCUACAUUCGGAAUAGGAAUUGAAAACAUAUCUAGCUCGGUGUCAUCGAAUUUCUCAUCGGCUGCAUCGGAGUCGCUAGCUAGACGUGCACAAGCAACAGUACAGGACCCAGUAUUCCAAAAAAUGAAGGGACAAUUUACAAGUGAUUUUGACUUCUCCCAACCAGGUGCAACGAAACUUCAUAACUUGAUUAACAAAUUGAAGAUAUGGAUCAAGAUAUUAGAGAACAAAACGAAGCAGCUGCCGAAAUCAUUUUUGAUAGAAGAGAAAUGUCGCUUCUUGUCAAACUUCAGCCAGAAAACAGCAGAAGUUGAGCUUCCUGGUGAACUUUUAUUGCCGAAACAUUCGCAUUACCACAUUCGCAUAGCAAGGUUCAUGCCACGAGUGGACAUAGUCCAGAAACACAAUACCGCUGCCCGUCGUUUGUACAUUCGUGGAACGAAUGGGAAAAUUUACCCCUACCUAGUGGUGAACGAUACGGGACUGGGAGACGCUCGUCGCGAAGAACGAGUUCUACAAUUGUUGCGAAUGUUGAACAAUUAUCUUGCUAAACAAAAAGAAACUUCGAAACGUUUCCUGCACAUUACCGUACCGCGUGUUGUUGCGGUUUCGCCCCAGAUGCGUUUAGUUGAAGACAACCCAUCGAGUGUUUCCCUCCUGGAUAUCUACAAGAAUGGUUGUACUAAAUAUAACGUGGAACACGAUGCACCCAUUGCGCGAUACUACGAACGGCUUGCCAAAGUGCAGGCGCGUGGAUCCCAGACGAAUCAUAUUGUGUUGAGAGAUAUUCUGCGUGAAGUGCAAUCAACGAUGAUUCCCAAGAGUAUGCUGAAAGAUUGGGCUGUGCGCAAUUUUCAUUCGGCAACCGACUAUUGGCAAUUCCGAAAAAUGUUCACCCUUCAACUGUCACUGUCAUGUCUGAUGGAAUACGCUCUAUAUCUCACUCGAAUGAAUGCAGACAUGAUGUACCUUCAUCAAGAUUCUGGGCUAAUGAAUGUAUCCUAUUUCAAAUUCGAUGUAGAUGAUACUAGCGGACUGUUGGAUGUGAAUCGGCCAGUACCGUUCCGACUAACCCCAAAUAUUGUUGAAUUCAUAUCGAGCAUUGGCGUUUCUGGACCGUUGACAGCUUCUACGAUCGCAACUGCUAGAUGCCUUGUGCAACCUAAUUUCAAACUACCAACUAUUUUGAGAGCAAUCCUAAGAGAUGAGAUAAUUGCAGUGCAUAAAAAACGUAUUCUAGAUGAAAAGUUUAUCGAUUUGAAUACUGAUCUAUCCCAGGAUAAUCCAUCCGUAGACAUUGAUGCCGAAACAAUCAUAAGCACGGUGAACAAAGCGGUAAAUAAUAUCAUAUCCAGAAUGAACUGUCUAGCUCGUUUCGAUAAUUCGGAAGUGAACAGAAUGAGUACGUUGGUGCAGGUUGCUAGUAAUCCAGACAAUUUAUGCCGAAUGGAUCCAACAUGGCAUCCAUGGCUGUAAGUUAUAUUUAUGUCCAUUAAUGUCCACAUUAAAACAACUGAGAAAUAAACAAAAAAGCCGCUUUUGGAAA
Messenger RNA from Toxorhynchites rutilus septentrionalis, 12076 nucleotides. RefSeq names its product transcription-associated protein 1 (gene Nipped-A). The transcript has 17 exons. NCBI's taxonomy places the organism in Eukaryota, Metazoa, Arthropoda, Insecta, Diptera, Culicidae. The record is from RefSeq and is a predicted model, not a curated record. Gene Ontology annotation, cellular component: NuA4 histone acetyltransferase complex; SAGA complex; nucleus. The coding region runs from base 313 to 12006 and encodes 3897 amino acids. Gene Ontology annotation, biological process: regulation of DNA-templated transcription; DNA repair. Gene Ontology annotation, molecular function: protein binding; transcription coregulator activity.